Molecule: messenger RNA, 2163 nt
Organism: Cladophialophora bantiana CBS 173.52
Lineage: Eukaryota; Fungi; Ascomycota; Eurotiomycetes; Chaetothyriales; Herpotrichiellaceae
Exons: 4
Coding region: 1-2163 (720 amino acids)
Biological process (GO): DNA-templated transcription; positive regulation of transcription by RNA polymerase II
Cellular component (GO): nucleus
Molecular function (GO): zinc ion binding; sequence-specific DNA binding
Source: RefSeq, a predicted model, not a curated record
AUGGACGAGUCCAAGAUCAAGUCUCCGACGGAGAAUGAUGCUCUCCCAUCCAGCCCUCCCAAGAGACGCAAGCUCAAACAUCCCCGCACAGCAAGGGCUUGCAUGUUCUACGAAAAGUGCGAUGCUCAGGCACUCAACCCUGUGAUUACUGCAGCGGUGAAGGAGUUCGCUGCGAGUAUGAUGACGGUGUCGCGAGGCCACCACCUAGGGCUUUCAGUCAUGCCCCAAUCUCUGGCCCAAACAUCCAUCCAGUUCCAGGAAGUUGGCAUUCGCCUGGCGGCCCAGCAGGCGAACGUGCAAACGCCACUUCCUCAAUCCCGCAAUCGUCGAACCGGGCAGCCAUCAUAUCCCGCGAGCAUACACCCCAUAUGUCCCGCGGCCCAUCUCUGGAACCGACCUUUGCUGAAGGCCACCAUAUUGCCGCAACAGCGGGAGUAUCCUUCCUUUAUCAUUCAUGGAAUCGAGGUUCGACAAGACCAGCCGUUCCCCAAACGAGAGGAGGCAGAUGCGCUUUUGGAGCGCUACUUUCGUUUUGCAACGCCAACCUAUCGCUUCCUCCAUCGGCCAACGCUCGAAAAGUGGACAUCUCAACUGUUGUCAGGGGCUCGUAUGUUGACCGCGGAAAUCGCCUGUACCCUGUUGGUGUUCUCGCAGUCGCUUCUGUAUACGAGAGAGGGCGAUAGAUACAUUGACGGCGAGGACCAGGACCUCAACCGGAGCCAAUUCUAUUUCGAGAAGGCCAAGUCACUUCUUAAUCAAGAGCCUGGACCAGCCUCCGUUACGAGCGUCCAGGCCAGGCUUGCCAUGUGUCUGUACCUUCUGAGUACUUUCCGGAUCAACGAAUGCCGAUUCUGCUUCAGUCUAGCUUGCACGCUCUUGACAUCCAUUGGCCUGCAUAGGAAGAUUCCUUCCGCCCACAGGCUAGAUCUAGUGACUUUGGAGUCGCGCAAACGCACAUUUUGGUGCGCUUAUGUUUUGGAUGAUUAUCUGAGCGUCAUGCUUGGGCGGCCGCGCAUGCUCCGCGACGAGGACAUCGACCAACCGUAUCCUCGGAACAUUGACGAUCAAGACUUGCUGUCGUCCGAAUCGCCCGAGGACCUGCCCUUGCAUGGCAACCUGGAAGCGUUCAUCGCUCAUGCGGAUCUCGCGAAGCUAAUGGGACGCAACAGCGAUCUCCUCUAUCCGAUCCAACCACUGUCCGAAGAUCAGCUAUUUGACCGUACCAACAGCAUGCUCGAGGCCACGCUGGAGUGGAAAGACAGUCUCCCUGACUUCCUCAAACCUCGCGAUAAGACACUGGCUGGACAGCGAACAUUCGAGCGCCAGAACACCGUCUUGAAGCUGGCGUAUGCACAUCUGCGGAUUCUUGUCACUCGGCGGUGCCUGCUCGCAGACUUCAGUCGCCUUGGCCGGAGGGCGUUGUCGGUCCUAGACGAGAGGGCUUUGAACCCUAUUCGGGAAUGUGCCAGUGCCAUAAGCACCAUCCUCAAUACCACGUGUGACUUGAUUCAACGGGCUGCCAUGUACCAGUCCUUCUGGUUCACCCAGUAUAUUGCUCUCGUCGCGGUAUCUACCUUGUACGUCUUCGUCAUCCAAAGCAGCCGCGCCAACAUUCCACCAGGUGUCUUUCCUGACAUGAACGUGUUCUUCGAUAAGGCUAAGCUUUGCCAGGACCAACUGGCCACGAUGGCACCAGAAGGCAGUCAGGCACGGCGGCACUGUCAGCUGCUGAGUCGGCUUCGGCUCCGUGCCGAGAAAGAUUCGGCGCGAGCGAAAAGAAGCAAUGGAAGGAGGACGUCGGGCUUGGAGCAGGCAGCGAUCUCGAGGAUGGCAGCGUCUCACGAGUUCGCGCCUCCAUCGACGACAUCACACCUGACCUCUUCUUCGGAACCAGCAGACUCCCAGAGCAUCACAGGGCCUCGGCCACCCCACCUUGACUCGACUUCUGAGAAACCUGAAUAUGCCAACGACGCGGUCCGACCCGGGGUCGAAAGCGGCCUGUCUCGCAUGGAUGGGGAUGUGGAUGUGGACGCGGCGCUCGUGGGCCAGUUCACGCCGUCCGACGACGACUUUAUGUUUCAGAACCUCCUGGGCUGGGGCUGGGAGAGUCUGGACACGGUUGGGUUUCCUGGGGAGGGGGAUCUGUUCAGCGUCCAGCCAUGA